GUACGGUCACCCGGCAGCCCAAAGUCCUACACCCGUCUUCUUCUAAAUGCUGUGCCCAUGAUAAAAACUCUUCUUUCUGGUUUUUGAUUCGAUCAAAGGAAAAUAAUAAAUGAUUAACAAAGAGGGGGGGGGGGAGAAUGAGAGAUAAUCGAUAAAUGGGAAAGGUUACAGUACAUCUGUAUUUUGGUUUUUUCUGGAGCAUUGUAUUCUACUGGUGAGCUUCGGAGAGGAGAAGGUAGUCCCUGAGAUUUCUGGGUCUUUGAGCAGAGAGGCUACUUCUGUACUUAGUUCAAGUCCGGUGCCGUGUUCUUCUGGGCAGAGCUGACACUCCUCCCUUCAGCUCCUACAGGCCGAUCAAUCGAGGGGUCAGAAGACCCUUUGGGGGGGGGGUUGGAUACUGAUUUACUCCACGUGAUCUGCUAUCUUCGUUUUCCUUCUAGGUUUAACUCACUGGUUUUUGUUUUGAUUACUGUGUUUCGUGGAGUUUGGAGGAGUAAAGUUGUAAUUUCUAGGUUUUACUGGGGGAAUUUAUCAUCUGGGCUUGGCGGCUGACGCUUCUUUGCUGCUUAGUGUGCUGGGAGGGGGGGCAUUGGAGGGGGUGGUGUUCGGUGUACGGGGGCUUUUGAUGAUAUCUGAGAUUAAGUCCUCAGGGUUUUCAAGAGAUGGGGUUGGGUGCUGAUAAUGGUAAGGUGGAGUCUUGGGAUGUCAGCAAAUCAAAGGGGAAGAAGAAGAAGAAGAAAGAUGAAGGCGUUGUGGAAGAGGAAGAAAUCGGGUGUUGGGCUGGGCUGAGGUUCAUUGGCAGUUGCAUUUCUUCGAGAUCCAAGGUUGAUAGCUCAGUCAGCAGCAUCAGCACUCAUUACGCUGAAAGUAAAUCAACUAAUGGUACAAGUAGAGAUCAACCAACAGCUCCAGUAGUCUCUUCUACAACCACAAGUAACGCAGAAAGUAAUUCAUCCACCUCCAAACUUGAAGAGGAGCUUAGAGUUGCUUCCAGGCUCCGAAAGUUCUCAUUCAAUGAUCUUAAGCUGGCAACAAGAAACUUCCGGCCUGAGAGUCUUCUUGGUGAAGGUGGGUUUGGUUGUGUAUUCAAGGGAUGGAUUGAAGAAAACGGAACUGCACCCGUGAAACCUGGCACAGGGCUCACAGUUGCUGUAAAAACCCUCAAUCAUGAUGGGCUCCAGGGUCAUAAAGAAUGGCUGGCCGAAGUAAGUUUUCUUGGUGAUCUAAUUCAUCCCAACCUCGUUAAACUUAUAGGCUACUGCAUUGAAGAUGAUCAAAGGUUGCUGGUUUAUGAAUUCAUGCCUCGGGGAAGCCUGGAGAACCACUUAUUUCGGAGAUCUCUGCCGCUUCCAUGGUCCAUUAGAAUGAAAAUUGCACUUGGGGCUGCAAAGGGUCUGGCUUUUCUUCACGAGGAAGCUGAACGGCCUGUAAUAUAUAGGGAUUUUAAAACUUCCAAUAUCCUAUUGGAUGCCGAAUAUAACACCAAGCUUUCAGAUUUUGGACUUGCCAAAGAUGGUCCGGAGGGUGAUAAAACCCAUGUAUCAACCCGGGUGAUGGGAACUUAUGGUUACGCAGCACCAGAAUAUGUCAUGACAGGUCAUCUUACAUCAAAAAGUGAUGUGUACAGUUUUGGAGUUGUUCUUCUUGAGAUGUUGACUGGCAGAAGAUCUAUGGACAAAAACCGACCCAAUGGUGAACAUAACCUUGUCGAAUGGGCUCGGCCACAUCUGGGAGAGAGAAGAAGGUUCUAUAGGUUGAUAGAUCCUCGGUUAGAAGGUCACUUUUCGAUAAAAGGAGCUCAAAAAGCUGCCCAAUUGGCUGCUCACUGCCUUAGCAGAGAUCCAAAAGCUAGACCUUUAAUGAGUGAAGUCGUAGAAGCUUUAAAGCCUCUGCCAAAUCUUAAAGACAUGGCAAGCUCAUCAUAUUAUUUUCAGACAGUGCAAGCUGACCGAUUUGGUGCCAGUCCUAACACUCGAAAUGGCCGAACACUGCUUACCCGCAAUGGGCAGCAGCAGAGGAGCCUUUCUAUACCUCAUGGAUCUCAUGCAUCUCCUUAUCACCAUCAGUUUCCCCUACGAUCCCCUAAACCUAUUGGCAAAACAUAGAGUUAAGGAUUUUUCUAUCUUUUUUCCUCCUUUUCCAUUUUUAUGAUCCCUUGCUUUCUCAGUAUAGAUGUACUGUGUCAUGUGAAACCAGUCAUGGAUAACUUGAGAGCUAAAAAAGCAUUCUGCUUCAUGGUUUAUGUUAGCUAAAAAAGCAUUCUGCUUCAUGGUUUAUGUUAUGUGUUAGGUGAAGCUUAUUAAGCAGCAUGUCCAUGUCAGUUCUUCGACCAAUAUGUUUCCUCAGGUCGCUUGCAAACACUGAAGAUUAAUAUCAUCUCUUUCAUACUAA
Molecule: messenger RNA, 2391 nt
Organism: Neltuma alba
Lineage: Eukaryota; Viridiplantae; Streptophyta; Magnoliopsida; Fabales; Fabaceae
Product: probable serine/threonine-protein kinase PIX7
Exons: 6
Coding region: 663-2105 (480 amino acids)
Biological process (GO): protein phosphorylation
Molecular function (GO): protein kinase activity; ATP binding
Source: RefSeq, a predicted model, not a curated record